Molecule: messenger RNA, 2724 nt
Organism: Lobosporangium transversale
Lineage: Eukaryota; Fungi; Mortierellomycota; Mortierellomycetes; Mortierellales; Mortierellaceae
Product: H(+)-ATPase
Exons: 2
Coding region: 1-2724 (907 amino acids)
Biological process (GO): regulation of intracellular pH; proton export across plasma membrane
Cellular component (GO): plasma membrane
Molecular function (GO): P-type proton-exporting transporter activity; ATP binding; ATP hydrolysis activity
Source: RefSeq, a predicted model, not a curated record
AUGGCUAUGAACGAAAAAACAGAAAUUCAGACGCAGGAUGCGCCUCCAGUAGUUGUAAGCAAAGAAGACAAGAUUGGAAACGUUGAGAUUGAAGAGCAAGUUCACCAUGAGCAUGUUGAGGAAAUAUCGCCUGAGCUUGAGGCACUGCUUCAUACCGAUCCCGGCCAGGGCUUAAGUGACGAUGAGGUUGCUCGACGGCGUGAAACUUUUGGCCGCAAUGAGUUAAUUGAGAAGAAGCGCCAUCCUUUACUCAAGUUCCUCAGUUAUUUCACAGGCGCCAUUGCUUAUUUGAUUGAGAUUGCUUGUAUUUGUGCAGCAGUUGUUGGUGAUUGGCCUGAUUUUGGCAUUAUUCUGGCCUUGCUGUUCAUCAAUGCCACUAUUGGUUUUGUUGAGGAAGCCAAAGCAGAAUCGGCUCUGGACGCUCUCAAACAAACACUAGCAUUGAAAACUCGUUGUUGGCGUAACGGUCAUCUAGUUGAACUUGAUACUUCUGAACUUGUGCCUGGCGAUGUGAUUAUUUUGCGUCUUGGCGAUAUCAUUCCUGCUGAUGGCCGCCUUCUUGGAAUUGGCGCCACUGGCGAGAGCACUGAGGGCGAUCUGAUGGUUGACCAGUCUGCUUUGACCGGAGAAUCAUUGCCUUUGGCAAAGAAUAAGGGCGCUACCGUGUAUUCUUCAUCAAUCGUCAAGCAGGGUCAGCAAAUGGCGGUUGUGACAAAGACCGGUGGAGAUACUUUCAUUGGACGUGCAGCGGGCCUUAUGGCCGUAGCCACUGAAGAAGGCCAUUUCCAAAAGAUUAUCAACCGUAUCGGCAACUUUUUGAUCUUGAUCACAGUUGUCCUUGUCCUAAUUAUUCUCAUUUACCUCUUGGUCGAUAAUCGAGGUACUAAGGAGGGUGAAUUCAAACACGUUCUCGAACAAGUCCUGGUCCUCACUAUUGCUGCCAUCCCUGUCGGUCUUCCUACAGUCAUGUCUGUGACCAUGGCAAUGGGUGCCAAGGAGCUCGCGCUUCGCAAAGUCAUUGUCAAGCGUCUGACAGCUGUGGAGGAAAUGGCAUCGGUUUCUGUUCUAUGUUCUGACAAGACUGGGACAUUGACACUGAACGAGCUGACUUUUGACGAACCUUACUUGACCAACAACUACACAUCAGAAGAUAUCCUACUAUACUCUUACCUUGCGGCCGAGCCUGGUGCUAACGACCCCAUUGAAGCUGCUGUCCGUACCGCUGCAGAGGAUCAGCUUGAUAUUCUCAAAGAUCGUACACAUAAGCAUGAUGUCCCUGGAUACAAAGUGACGUCUUUCCUACCCUUCAAUCCAGCGACGAAAAUGACACAGGCGACUGUCUUGAAUUUGGACACUCAAGAAUCUUUUAAGGUCGCCAAGGGCGCUCCUCAAGUUAUUAUUCGCCUUGUUGGUGGUGACGAUGAUGCUGUCCGUGCUGUUAAUGCGCUUGCAAAGCGCGGUCUCCGUGCUCUGGGUGUUGCGCGCACCAAACGAAGCAGUUUAGAGGAGUAUGAACUUGUUGGAAUGAUUUCGUUGAUUGAUCCCCCUCGCCCGGAUUCUGGCGAGACUAUUCGCCGCUGUAACGAUAUGGGUGUAGAUGUUAAAAUGAUUACCGGAGACCAGCAGAUUAUUGCCAAGGAGGUCGCGCAUCGUCUGGGUCUGGGACGUGUUAUAUUGGAUGCUGGUCACUUGGUGAAUGAGGAUAAAUCUGAAGAUGAGAUCACAGAACAUUGUAUUCGUGCUGACGGAUUCGCGCAGGUCAUCCCUGAGCACAAAUAUCGCGUUGUUGAAUUGCUUCAGAAUCGAGGUAUCCUCGUUGGGAUGACAGGUGAUGGUGUGAACGAUGCCCCAGCUCUCAAAAAAGCUAACGUUGGUAUUGCUGUCCACGGAUGCACAGAUGCUGCUCGUUCUGCUGCUGACAUAGUCUUGCUCGCUCCUGGAUUGUCUACUAUCGUUGACGGGCUAUUGACCUCUCGAGCUAUUUUCCAGCGUAUGCGAUCGUAUGCUCUCUAUCGUAUCACCUCCACAGUCCACUUCCUUAUAUUUUUCUUCUGUAUCACCAUGGCUCUCCAGUGGAGGAUGAGGCCAAUAUUACUUAUUCUAAUCUGCAUUUUGAACGAUGCUGCCACGUUGGUAAUCUCGGUUGAUAAUGCAAAGAUCUCUGCUCAUCCUGACAAAUGGAGGAUAGGCCAGCUCAUUUUCCUGUCUAUUGUGCUUGGUGCACUCUUGACUGCCCUCUCGUUUGCUCACUUCUUUAUCGCACGUGAUGUCUUUGAUGUUUCUGAGCAUCAGCUAGAGGCCAUUAUGUAUUUACAUAUCUCCUCUGCGCCUCACUUCGUCAUCUUUUCGACACGUCUCUCUGGAUACUUUUGGGAGAAUAUCCCCUCACCAAUCUUCUUUAUUGCUGUCAUGGGCACCCAGGUUUUCGCAAUGCUGAUUUGUGUAUAUGGCGUGAUCGUUGGUGAGGCUAUUGGUUGGCUUUGGGGUAUCGCUGUCAUUGGAAUUUCUCUUGUCUAUUUUGUCAUUCUCGACUUUGUCAAGGUCUUCAUUUUCAAGCGAUGGAACUUUGAGUUCACAGCUCAUGCAUGGCCUACAAAGGCUCGUAGAGAGAAGCUCGCUGCACGAAAGGCUCGUGCAAUCCAACAAGACCAUGUUUGGUCUUCUAUUGAUCAAGUUCGUCACCUUGGCCUCAAGAUCAAAGCUAUCGAGGCUCUUAAGGCUUAA